Erigeron canadensis is the source of this 2291-nucleotide messenger RNA. RefSeq lists its product as uncharacterized. The transcript is spliced from 4 exons. Lineage: Eukaryota; Viridiplantae; Streptophyta; Magnoliopsida; Asterales; Asteraceae. The record is from RefSeq and is a predicted model, not a curated record. Bases 135 to 2099 code for a protein of 654 amino acids.
AACAAUCUAACCUUCAUUCCAAAAUCCAAACCACUUUUUAUCAAAGCCAGGGAUCCUAGCUAGCCUUGAUCCCAUAUUCAAUACAUCAACUUGACCAACAUACAAAAAUCUUUUGAAAAUUAAGGCGAAAAACAAUGGUUAAGAUGAUGAAAUGGAUGGCAUGGCCACCACUUCCAUCAAAAAAAUAUCAAGCUAAUAUUGUGGUUGAAUGUCUUCAUGGCAUGCAAAAUGUUAAUGAAGGAUUGUGUGUUGAAGUUGAGUGGAGAGGUUGUCGUAAAUCGAAUAGUAAACGGAUUAAGUCGUUAAUUAAGAGUAGGGAUAGUGUGAUCAAGAGGGAUGUGACUAAUGAAGGAAUAAUGUUGAAAGGUGGUGAUGGAUCAAUAGUUGUGGAAUGGAAUGAAGAGUUUGUUGGUGUUUGUGAGUUUGUUGAGUUUAGAGAUCUUUGGGAAGCUGGAUUCAUUGUGUCUAAUGGCUUAAACCAAGGACCAAAAAGAUGGGAUCAUGUUGUUGCAACUGGAUCAUUGAACCUUGCUGAAUUCGCUUCUCUUGAGCAAGAAAAGGCCCAAAUAGAUAUUCACCUUUCGGUGCCUAAUAGCACACAUUGUAGUCCUAUACUCUCUGUAUCACUCAGCCUUAAAGAAGUAAAGACUGCAGAUGAUAUGACAGAACUAACUGGUUUUAGAAAGAUCAAAAUAUUUAAAUUAAUAUCAGCUAACCGGGCCAAAAAAGGAUUCCAGGAAGAAGAGGGUAGUUAUGGGAACAGCUCAGUCAGAAGCGAGGAUGCAGACUAUCCAUUUGACACAGAUUCACUUGAAGGAACAGACGGAAAUGAUUCAGAAGACGUGGAUUAUGCUGAUUCUAAUAUUAAAAAGUCUUUGAGUUAUGGAAGUCUUGCUUCCUACUUUAACUCGAGGGGAAGUGAAGAUGAGGAUCGGAUUUACUACAAAAGUUAUAACAUCACAAAAGAUGCAGAUGAUUUGAAUGUAACUACAAUCGACCAGUCAGAAAAGCAAGUUUUGAAAAGCAGCUUCUUUCCAUGGAGGAAAAGGAAGUUGAACUUUAGAUCUCCAAAACCCAAAGGAGAGCCACUUCUAAAGAGGGAUCUUGGAGAAGAAGGGGGUGACGAUAUUGACUUUGAUCGUCGAAUGCUGACCUCAUCAGAUGACUCAUCACAUGGGUGGCAUAGAAGUGAGGAUGGCUCAACCACAAGUAGAUCUUCAUUCUCUGAAUUCGGAGAUGAUAACUUUGUCGUCGGUAAAUGGGAUACGAAAGAAGUGAUAAGUAGGGAUGGGCACAUGAAACUCCAAACCCAAGUUUUUUUCGCUUCCAUUGAUCAAAGAAGUGAAAGAGCAUCUGGUGAAAGUGCAUGCACAUCAUUAGUUACCAUCAUAGCCGAUUGGUUCCAAAAUAACCGCCAUCAAAUGCCCAUCAAAUCCGAGCUCGAUACCCUUAUUCGUGAAGGUUCAUUUGAGUGGAGAAACCUUUGUGAAAACGAGUUUUACAGAAAACGCUUCCCAGAUAAACAUUUUGACCUUGAAACCGUCCUUCAAGCCAAGACCCGUAAUCUUGUUGUAGUACCUGAAAAGUCCUUCAUCGGAUUCUUUCAACCAAACGGGCUUCAAGAGGGCAUUUUUGAUUUUCUUGAUGGUGCUAUGUCAUUUGACGCAAUAUGGGACGAGAUCAGUGAAAUUGGAUCAAACCACAGUAACCACAUAGACCCAUUGGUCUAUAUUGUGAGCUGGAAUGACCAUUUCUUUAUUUUAAAAGUCGAAAAAGAUGCAUACUAUAUAAUAGACACUCUUGGAGAGAGGCUAUAUGAGGGGUGUAAUCAAGCAUACAUCUUGAAGUUUGACCAAGAUACUACAAUUCAACGAAAGUCAAAUGACAAACUGGACAAGAGUUCAUUUAGUGAAAUCAAGAAAGAAGAGUCCAUGGUGUCAAAAGGUAAAGAAUCGUGUAAAGAGUAUAUUAAGAGCUUUUUAGCUGCAAUCCCGUUAAGAGACUUGCAGGCGGAUGUUAAGAAAGGAUUGAUGGCAGCAUCAAGCCCUCUUGUUCAUCAUCGGCUACAAAUCGAGUUUCAUUACACAAAGAGUUUAUAAAUGUUUUGGUAUUUUACCCUUUUUGCACCCCCUUAAGAGUAUGUACGUAUAUUAUAUAUGUAAGAAGCCCAUAUGUGUGUUUUUUUUUUUAUCAUAGUAUCUUGACUAUGGCACAUAUACGAGUUUACACUCUCGACUUCUAUUAUAAUGUAAAAUGACCAAUAAAAAGUUAUUCAAAAUAUUUGAUUGUUA